UGCUACUGCAUAUUCCCCUCCGAUCCGACUUUGACACCUUCUAUGACCUCAGGAAAACAUGUCCUACGCGGUGGAAACUAAAAAGCGCAAGUUCCACCGGGUCCUCGAAUCCCUGACGAAGCCUCCCUCAACACCCGUUUCCUCUAAGGCAGCCGCCCUCGAAACCCCGCCAGCCGCACGAGAGCAUACCUCACUCGAACACUCGAGUAAAAGGGCUCGCUUAGACCUUGCUGAGCUUCCUUUUGCUCGUAGCUCUUUGCUGAGCACACCGCGGCCCAGUUCCCGUGUCUCCACUACCUCUACAACCACUCCAUCACGCCCCAGCUUUGUCCCAUGGGAUCGGGAGCGCUUUCUCGAGCGAUUGGAAACAUUCCGUCGCGUAGAUCGAUGGGCACCCAAACCGACGGCGAUUAGCGAAGUCGAGUGGGCUAAGCGCGGGUGGAUAUGUAAUGAUGUCGCGCGCGUUGUCUGCGUGGGUGGGUGCGGUGGCUCGGUGGUUGUCAAAUUGCCAGACGAGCUCGACGAACUGGAUGGAUUUGAUGCGGAGAAGGUGCUGGAGAGGAAGCAAGUCCGCGCGAGGUUGGUGGAGGAGUAUGUGGGACAGAUGGUUAAAGGGCAUGCUGAGACUUGUCCGUGGAGAAACAAAGGAUGCGAUGCUACGAUUCAUCGCUUGCCACUAUCCAACCCAGAUACGGCUAUUUCCGCGCUACGCACACGCUACACCAACUUGGUCAAAAUGGCAGAUCAAUUGCCGGCAUAUGCGACUAUCCAAACUCCGGAGUCGUUUGAUAUAGACUCGAUUAUUGGCACUCUCCCAGCGGAAUUCGGAAGCAACGGAAGCAACGGAAGCAACGAGAAGCCACAAGAUGCUGCAGGAAAUGAGAAUUCUCAAGAUGCUGAGAAAACCCAGGACUCGAACCAAACAAUCUCUUCGGACGAAGCCUCAAUUAACAUGACUGCUUUUACGCUUGCCUUCUUCGGUUGGGAUGCUGUGCCAGACGGAACAGCUGGUCUGGCUGGCUGUAGCGUGUGCUUCCGGCGGCUGGGUCUGUGGAUGUACAAACAGAAGACCAACGGGGAUGCUGCUCUUUAUGAUACCCUCGACGUAGCCCUUGGACACAUGGAAUACUGUCCAUGGGUCAAUGGGACUGCGCAGAGUGGUACCGGACGUGCAUCUGAGAAGCCCGAGAACCUUCGAUGUGGGUGGCAGCUGUUGAGCCAGGCGCUCAAGGUGCGGCAUCGUCGGCAGAUUCGGUCAAGCGUCUCAGUCUCCAGCCGUGCUCCAUCCGAGGCCCCUUCGACGGAUGAGCUUGAAAUAGACGAGACUAGCCCGGAGGACAAAAAGGCUCGCGAUCGCGCAUGGUGGACUAAACUCCGGCGCAUGAGACAAGUCUUAAAUGUCCAGUCACCCAGAAAAAAGUCCGUCCCUCAAAAUUGACUUGCCCAUCAUUACCAUAUUUUCUUCUUCUUCUUCUUACUUCACACAUUACAGGUUUUAUGCAGCGUGGCGUUUCGAGGCAUCUGUAUGCAUAGCGUCUCUUUGUUUUUCAUUUUCAUGAUGUUUUAUUUAUCGUUGAGGGAAUGUUCUUGAUGGGCAAUAGCUCGGUUGUGUUUGAUGCUGGCACAAGAUGCAAUCGGAUCUCUAGCAAUUUUAAUCUUCAUAUAGAAGAGAGCCAUCUUCGUG
Molecule: messenger RNA, 1684 nt
Organism: Aspergillus saccharolyticus JOP 1030-1
Lineage: Eukaryota; Fungi; Ascomycota; Eurotiomycetes; Eurotiales; Aspergillaceae
Exons: 3
Coding region: 59-1438 (459 amino acids)
Cellular component (GO): nucleus
Molecular function (GO): zinc ion binding
Source: RefSeq, a predicted model, not a curated record